Messenger RNA from Dufourea novaeangliae, 2523 nucleotides. It is a transcript of the gene mal, whose product is annotated as molybdenum cofactor sulfurase 1. Gene Ontology annotation, biological process: Mo-molybdopterin cofactor biosynthetic process. Gene Ontology annotation, molecular function: molybdenum ion binding; pyridoxal phosphate binding; molybdenum cofactor sulfurtransferase activity. The coding region runs from base 52 to 2523 and encodes 823 amino acids. The record is from RefSeq and is a predicted model, not a curated record. The transcript is spliced from 7 exons. Lineage: Eukaryota; Metazoa; Arthropoda; Insecta; Hymenoptera; Halictidae.
AUAUAGAUAUCAUAAGAAACGCAUUCGUUAUUUCAUACGUCUUUUAUUGGCAUGGAAAAUAUCAUAAAUAUAACAGCGUCGUAUACGUCAGUAUACGACGACGAAACAGCGAAAACUCUCCAAAAUAAUUUUUCACGAAUUAAAGAGGAAUGUUAUUUGGAUCAUGCCGGAUCUACUUUAUAUUCAGACACACAAAUAAAAAAUGUUGCUGCUGAUUUGCAUAAUUCACUUUAUGCUAAUCCACACUCUGUUGGGACUGCAAGCAAUUUAACACAAGAUAUCAUUGAACAGAUGAGAUAUCUGAUCUUAAAUCAUUUUCAUACAUCUUCUGAAGAUUAUACUGUCAUAUUUACAUCAGGUGCAACUGCAUCCCUGAAGAUUGUAGCUGAUGCAUUCCUGUUUAAUACAGAGAUGACAAAUAGUACAAUGUUACAGACAGCACAUUUUGUUUAUACACAAGACAAUCACACAUCAGUUCUUGGUAUGAGAGAAGUUGUUACUGCAAAAGGAGCAAAAGUAACUUGCUUGAGGCACAAUGAAACUUUCGAAAUUUUUCAUUCUCCCAUGUCCCCACUGACCUGUUCAGAACAAAAAAGCAACUCACUUUUUGUGUAUCCUGCUCAGUGUAAUUUUUCGGGGUUAAAGUAUCCUUUAGAAUGGAUUAGUGAUGUACAUAAUGGAAUUCUAUCAGGUAUAACUUCUGACACAUCUACUAAGUGGUAUGUCCUGCUUGAUGCUGCUGCGUUUGUGUCAACAAAUGACUUAGACUUGUCCAAAUACAAGCCAGACUUUGUGUGUCUGUCUUUUUAUAAAAUGUUUGGAUAUCCUACUGGAAUUGGUGCAUUAUUAGUCAAGAAUACUAGUGCAAAUGUACUGCACAAGAUCUAUUAUGGCGGUGGUACUGUAGAUGUUUCACUGAGUUCUGAAAUGUUUCAUAUCAAGCGUCAAAGCCUACAUCAAAGGUUUGAAGAUGGCACUGUACCAUUUCUCUCUAUAGCAUCACUAAGACAUGGUUUUGAUAUACUAUCAUCCAUUACCAUGCAGAAGAUUUCACAACAUGUAUUUUCACUUGCACAAUUUGUACAUAACUCCUUGUUAACAUUACAUCACAGUAAUGGAAAGCCAGUUGUAAAACUAUACUUCGAUACAGCUUAUGACAGUUGUGACUUUCAGGGAGGCAUUGUUACAUUUAGUAUUAUACGUUCUAACAGUGAAUAUGUAGGCUAUAUGGAAGUUUUAAAUAUGGCAGCUCUAUUUAAAAUUCAUCUUAGAACUGGUUGUUUAUGCAAUCCUGGUGCAUGUCAAAGACAUUUAGGAUUAUCAAACGAGGAAGUUCUUCGGAACUAUGAUGCAGGAUAUGUUUGUGGAGGAUCCACAGACUUAAUAAAUGGCAGACCAACAGGAGCUGUAAGAGUUUCAUUUGGAUACAUGUCUACAUUUAAAGACGUACAGACUCUGUUAGGUAUGAUUAUAGAAUGUUUUGUAGAUGGACCACAAAUAAUUAAAGUUCCUGACUGGUGGCCGAAUAACAGAAUAACAUUACACACAAAAUAUAUUCGACAUAAUAUAAAUGGAAUACAAAACACACAUAGCAUACAAAACAAUAAUAGUAAUGGAAUCACCAAUCAAUUGAAAAGUAUCAAAGAUUCAGCGAAUUAUAUUAUCAAUGACAGUCAAUUUUUCAAUCUGAUAUCAGACAAUAUGGCAACUAAGAAGAAGUGUAUCUUAGAACAAUUGUACAUAUUUCCAAUUAAAUCAUGUGCUGCAUAUAAAAUAAUAGGUUCCUGGAGUUUAAACUCUAAAGGUUUAGAGUAUGAUAGAGAAUGGAUGAUCAUUAGAUCCUCUGGUACUUGUUUAACACAAAAGCAACAUAUCAAUUUAUGUUUACUGAAGCCAGUUAUAUUUACAGAAAAAAGGGUUAUGCAAUUAAGUUAUCCAGGAAUGCCUGUAAUAAGUGUUCCGUUAGAUAAUACACCUGUAAAUACUGUAGAAGGAACAAUAUGCCAAAGUAGAAUUUGUGGACACAAAGUAGAGGGUGUUGACUGUGGUUCAGAUGUUUCUGAAUGGUUAAGUUUAGCAUUAGGAUUACCAAAUUUAAAGCUUUUAAGGCAAAGUAACUGUGAGACAAAAAAGAAAGAACUAUCAUUUUCUAUGCAAGCUCAAUAUCUGUUAAUAAACAGAGCAAGUGUAUCAUGGUUGAGUGAAAAAAUCAGUGACACAGAAGUUCAGAAAGAUACAAUUAUACAUAGAUUUAGAGGAAAUAUGAUAUUAAGUGGCUGUGAAGCUUUUGAGGAAGCACAAUGGAAAAAUAUUUGUAUUGGAAAACAUAAUUUUGUGGUAACAGGACCAUGUACGCGGUGUCAGAUGAUAUGUAUUGAUCAAACCACAGGGAUAAAAACUGUAGAACCGUUACGCACACUUGCUGAACAAUUUCAUGGAAAAUUAAGGUUUGGCAUUUAUUUAACAAAAGAAUCUAAAGAAGAUGGAAUUAUCAGUAUUGGAGAUAAUGUUUGUAUCUUAUGA